Messenger RNA from Carya illinoinensis, 1080 nucleotides. RefSeq names its product myb-related protein 308-like. Bases 128 to 724 code for a protein of 198 amino acids. The record is from RefSeq and is a predicted model, not a curated record. NCBI's taxonomy places the organism in Eukaryota, Viridiplantae, Streptophyta, Magnoliopsida, Fagales, Juglandaceae. The transcript has 3 exons.
CUUAUAAUAAGCCCCACCAAUAUUUCAUUCUCUUGUUCUUUCUGAUCUGCACUGAAUUUUUAGGGCUUUUUAUCUUUUUUUCUCUGUGCAUGCUUUGAUCCAUCUUUCUGUGGGGUUCAGUCCGUCGAUGAGGAAGCCUUGCUGUGAAAAGAAAGAGACUAACAGAGGAUCAUGGUCCCGGGAAGAAGACCAGAAACUCAGUGAUUACAUCAAACAACACGGCGAAGGUUGUUGGCGUUCACUUCCUAAGGCUGCGGGGUUGCGUCGUUGUGGUAAGAGUUGCAGACUCAGAUGGAUAAAUUAUCUAAGGCCAGGCCUUAAACGCGGCAACUUUGGAGAAGAUGAAGAGGAUUUGAUCAUCAGGCUUCAUGCUCUCCUCGGAAACCGAUGGUCACUGAUAGCGGGAAGGUUGCCUGGACGAACGGACAACGAGGUAAAGAACUACUGGAACUCUCAUCUAAGGAAAAAGCUAAUACAGAUGGGAAUUGAUCCUAAAAAACCACAUCAGCUGGGAGGGAGAGCAAUUUCUUGUGCUGGAAGACCAUUUUUAUCCAAGAAUGAAGCGCCUAAGCAGCUACUGACCAUCCAUCGGAAUGACAAUCAUCAGGUCCUGAAAUUUGAGAGCAGUCUUCACAUCAAAACCUGUCUGCCAGACUUGAAUCUUGAUCUUACUCUAAGCAGCACAGCUCUAAGUACUACUCUUGUGGAAGAGAGAGCUAGCUAGCUACCCAUCGAAAACUUACAAAAGUUGCUCGUUUUCAUGGCAUCUGAUCUUCUAUAAUCAAAGUAGUUAGUCAUAUAUAUAUGAUCUGUUGGUGCAGAACUGGAGAUUGACUAAAAAUUAAUACCAUCUAAACUUAUCUCACGUAUUUUAGCAGUGGAGGAGUUAUAUAUUUAUAGCAUGUUAAUGGUUGUGAUGAAUAUAUUCGUGUGAAGUAGUACUAUAUGGCUAGAGAUUGUAUUUUUCUAAAUGUCUCAUCAAGCCAUGCCUACUUUUCAAUGUAAUUUGACUGUAGUUAGUACUACUUUAGGUAUAUAUUUCUAACAAGCAUAUGUAUGCUUCAGUGCUCAUUUACAGUA